Molecule: messenger RNA, 670 nt
Organism: Ahaetulla prasina
Lineage: Eukaryota; Metazoa; Chordata; Lepidosauria; Squamata; Colubridae
Gene: ANAPC16
Product: anaphase promoting complex subunit 16
Exons: 4
Coding region: 176-508 (110 amino acids)
Biological process (GO): protein ubiquitination
Cellular component (GO): cytosol; anaphase-promoting complex; kinetochore
Source: RefSeq, a predicted model, not a curated record
CUGCGCAGUCACUCGCGAGCUGCCUCCGGUCGGAUUUGAAUGGCUUCCGUUUUAUGAGUCGCCCGCCUUCUCUUGUUAGGCCUACCUACCUAUCGCGAGAUUUCUUCAUCCCUACCGGCCGCAGGAGGACGGGAUCAUCCUGGAUAAUCUGGACGCCUGGUUCAAGGGGGGCAAGAUGGCAGCCUCUACUUCGUCAUCAUCAGCUGGUGGAGUGAGUGGAAGUUCUAUGACUGGAUCUGGAUUUAGUGUCUCAGAUCUUGCUACGCCACAGAAAGCCCUCUUUACAUAUCCUAAAGGAGCUGGGGAAAUGUUAGAAGAUGGAUCGGAACGAUUCCUUUGUGAAUCCGUCUUCAGCUAUCAAGUUGCAUCCACACUGAAACAAGUAAAACACGAUCAGCAAGUCGCUCGAAUGGAAAAACUCGCUGGCUUAGUGGAAGAACUGGAGGCAGAUGAAUGGAGAUACAAACCCAUUGAACAGCUCUUGGGCUUCACCCCGUCUCUAGGUUGAAAUAUAGCAAUUUGCUGCUGUGGAAAAAUCCAGGAUUCGUGUAGCUCCGUUUUAAAACUUUCAGUGGUUUCCUUCUGCAUUUUCCCACAACUCUGAUGACAGUCCAGAACUAUGGUUUUGGGUUUUGUUUUUCACCAGAUCCAAUAAAUAUAUGUUUAUUCA